CCAAGCCCACAGCCCCACACCCGCCACGCCCGUGCCUGCGCGACCCGACGGCCAGACCGGCCAUGGAGAUGGAGCUGCCCCUCCCGCUGCUGCUCGGCUCCGUGGCCGUCGCCGUCGCCGUCUGCCUCCUCCUGCUCCGCGGCCGCGGCGGGAAGCAGCAGGCGGCGCGCCUCCCGCUGCCGCCGGGGCCGCGGGGCUGGCCGGUGCUGGGCAACCUGCCGCAGCUCGGAGCCAAGCCGCACCACACCAUGCGCGACCUGGCGCGGGAGCACGGCCCGCUCUUCCGCCUCCGCUUCGGCAGCGCCGAGGUUGUGGUGGCCGCGUCGGCGCCCGUGGCCGCCCGCUUCCUCCGCGCCCACGACGCCAACUUCAGCAACCGGCCGCCCAACUCGGGCGCCGAGCACGUCGCCUACAACUACCAGGACCUCGUCUUCGCGCCCUACGGCGCGCGAUGGCGCGCGCUGCGCAAGCUCUGCGCGCUCCACCUCUUCUCGGCCAGGGCGCUCGACGACCUGCGCGCCGUCAGGGAGGGCGAGGUCGCGCUCAUGGUCAGGGAGCUCGCGCGCCACGGAGGCCGGGGAGCGCCGCCGGUGGCGCUGGGGCAGGUGGCCAACGUCUGCGCCACCAACACGCUGGCCCGGGCCACGGUGGGGCGCCGGGUCUUCGCGGUCGACGGCGGGGAGGGCGCCAGGGAGUUCAAGGACAUGGUGGUCGAGCUCAUGCAGCUCGCCGGCGUCUUCAACGUCGGGGACUUCGUCCCCGCGCUGGCCUGGCUCGACCCGCAGGGAGUCGUGGGCAGGAUGAAGCGCCUGCACCGCCGCUACGACGACAUGAUGGACGGGAUCAUCAGGGAGAGGCAGGCCGCCGAGGAAGGCAAGGACCUGCUCAGCGUCCUCCUGGCCAGGAUGCGGGACCAGCAGCCGCUCGCCGACGGAGAGGACGGCACGAUCAACGAGACCGACAUCAAAGCGCUUCUCCUCAACCUGUUCACGGCUGGGACGGACACGACGUCCAGCACGGUGGAGUGGGCGCUGGCCGAGCUGAUCCGGCACCCGGACGUCCUCGCCAAGGCGCAGCAGGAGCUCGACGCCGUCGUCGGCCGCGGACGCCUCGUCUCCGAGUCCGACCUCCCGCGCCUUACCUACCUGGCGGCGAUCGUCAAGGAGACCUUCAGGCUGCACCCGUCGACGCCGCUGUCGCUGCCGCGCGUCGCCGCCGAGGAGUGCGAGGUGGACGGGUACCGCAUCCCGCGGGGCGCCACGCUGCUGGUGAACGUGUGGGCCAUCGCCCGCGACCCGGACGCGUGGCCCGAGCCGCUCGAGUUCAGGCCCGGCCGCUUCCUCCCCGGCGGCUCGCACGACGGCGUCGACGUCAAAGGGAGCGACUUCGAGCUCAUCCCGUUCGGCGCCGGCCGGAGGAUCUGCGCGGGGCUCAGCUGGGGCCUGCGGAUGGUGACGCUCAUGACGGCCGCGCUGGUGCACGCGCUGGACUGGCACCUCGCCGACGGCAUGACCGCCGACAAGCUGGACAUGGAAGAGGCCUACGGGCUCACCCUGCAGCGCGCUGUGCCGCUGAUGGUCCGGCCGGAGCCCAGGCUGCUGCCGCCUGCCUAUGCAGUAGAGUGAAAACCGAAGCGUUUGAAAUCGGCUUUUAUACGGCGUGGUCAUCAAGUAUAAAGGAUACUCUUGUGGAUCUGCGAGCUAUAUAUAUCCAGAUCUUGGUGUAUGGUAUAAAGCUUUGCGAGUGUUCAAUGAAAUACAGUAUCUAGUUGCGUGAUUUUCCUGGUA
Panicum hallii is the source of this 1787-nucleotide messenger RNA. RefSeq names its product flavonoid 3'-monooxygenase CYP75B3-like. Bases 63 to 1625 code for a protein of 520 amino acids. Lineage: Eukaryota; Viridiplantae; Streptophyta; Magnoliopsida; Poales; Poaceae. Gene Ontology annotation, molecular function: heme binding; iron ion binding; oxidoreductase activity, acting on paired donors, with incorporation or reduction of molecular oxygen. The record is from RefSeq and is a predicted model, not a curated record. The transcript is spliced from 2 exons.